CACGGCAACGACAGUAGUAGCAGCGCUAGCGUGAGCGGAACGUGGCUUCCUGCCAGCUUGCUUUUUUUUUCUCUCGUCUUCUUCCCUGUCCUUCCUCAGCUUCUCCGCUGCCGUGGCACCGGUAAGUAGCCCGGCGGGCACGAUGGACCUGCGCCUUCUAAAUUAGGAAUCCGGCUGCCCCAGUCGUUGGGGGGAAGCACGAGGGCGGGUUCUUCCCCGAGGACAGGCUCCAUCAUCCCUUAGCUUCGAUCUACCUGUGCUGGGUUCCAGUCUGCCAGCCUUCCGCCUGAGCCAAGACGCUGCUCUGGCUGUUGUGAUUGCUCCACCACACGUCUCUCUCUCUCCUGUCGUCUUCUUUUGAUCUUGUUUUUUUAAUCGUGCAUUUGUUUAUUUUUUUCUCCGUCGUCCGGUCUUCCCUGUCUCUUCACGCGUUUCGUCCUCCUUGUCUUCCCGUUUUUCCUGCUUUGAACCCGAUCCACUACUUCAUAGAUCCGCCUCACUAGUCCUCUCCAAGAAGACCUAGUUAGGUUGCCUUGUCUCACAUUGCACGCCUUUGGCGAGUCGCCCUGCAGAGCUGCGUGGCAGCUUGGCAAAAGCCGCCGUAUCCUACCUACCUUCACCUGGGGUGUUUUGUCAUACUAUUUUUUUUCGCCUCCUCUCCCAGCCGGCCGGGUCUCCAUCUGUGCAUACGUCCCAUCUCGCCUGCUACAGCCGUGCCUCGGCUGCCCGCUAGACCUGAUGGCCCGCUCAGAGCCGCAUGAGGGCUUCGACCUCAACUGCCCUCUGAGGAUCACUCACACGACGGCUCAACGCUACAUAAGCACCCGGGGUCAAGACGAUAGGCUGCUUUUUGAGAACAGCCUGUUUGAUACGUUUACACCUGACGGCGGACUCUUCAUACCAGAGAAGAUCCCAGUCCUCACGCCCGCCGAGUGGCAAGAAUGGAGUCGCUUGUGUUUCCAGGACAUCGCGUUCGAGCUGCUCUCCAUCUUCAUCAGCCCUGCCGAGAUCCCACCUGAGGAUCUCCGAGGAAUCGUCCGUCGCAGCUUCGGUGCCGAGGACACCGUGGUGCCACCGCUGGUGCGGCUGUCGGAUGGCCUGUAUCUUCUCGAGCUCUUCCACGGUCCCAAGGGUCUACCUGAGGACAUGGAGUUGCGACUGCUCGGCAAUCUGUUCGAGUACUUCCUAGCUAGGAAAAAUGCUGGAAAGGAAGGCAAAGACAGACACCACAUCGCCAUCCUCCAUCCCGCCGACGAACCUGCGAUUGCGCUCGCGCUCGGUGACAGGAGAGACGUGUCUAUAAUCAGGCUGCAACCGGAUGACGUAGACGAAGAUGAUGCACAGCAGAUGACCCUCGCUGCCUCGAGAAAAAAUAUCCACACACUCGUGGUGAAGGGCUCUGAAGACGACUGCGAGGGCAUCAUCGACAUGUUGUUCGCGAUCACUAGCAGGUCGCUGGAGCCGCAUCUCAACCUUGCGACGGCGUCGUCGAUCAGCUGGGCGCGCACUCUAUCCCAGAUGGUCAUCUGGAUCCAUGCAUUCUUCGCCUUGAAGAGGGUGCUUCCAUCAUUUGACAUGGAGGCCGACAAGGUCAGGCUCGUGUUGCCGACGCGGAGUUUCGAUAUCAUCGCUUGCUUCCUCGUUCGACGCAUGGGACUCCCCGUCGACAAGAUAGUCAUCGCCACGGGCGAAAUAGACCCGCUCGUCUCUUUCUGGGCGACGUGCCGCUACAGGAGACAGGUGCGGCAGGGGGAUCUCCCAGCGCUUCCGGACGAUGCGAGCACCCAGAAGGGUGGCCAGUCACGCCAGCAGCCACCCAACUCGAGAAGGGGCGACGUCUUGGUCACAAGCAGCUUCGAGAGGCUGCUGUGGUAUCUGGCGUGCGAGUUUGUCUCGAUCGCACACAUGGGUGACGCAUGGAACAUCAAGGAGGCGGGCGUCGAGGUGACCAAAUGGCUGCGAGACCUCGUCGACCGCGACGCGUUUGGCCCCGUCUACCAAGACAUCACGCGCAUUGGGCGCAACAACUUUGUGGCGGAGCGCGUCGCCUUGCAGAAAAGCAACAGCAGCCAGCGAGGCGCGAACGCGGCGCCGGGCAAAGUCGACACGGAGAGCCUGCCAGCAGACUUUCGAUGGGACGCGUGCGAGGCCACGGCCGCCGGGGUCGUGGCGUCGCAGAGAUCCCUCUCACGUACCGGAAUAAAUGUGCCGCACAUAUCGCUGGCGCCCGUGGCCUAUCGCAAGACGCGGAACGGAGGCUGGAUUGGUGACAGGAGAAUGUCGGUACCGGCAAACUGGGGCAGUUCGAAAGGAAAGGAGCCUGUCCGAAGCAUUGCCAAUGACUGGCAGGUUGUUCGGGCUGCCAUCGCUGAGAUUGUCGAGAGGGAUUCGAUGCGGGGUACGGAGUGACUUGUUUCCGUUUGCCCUUCUUCACACUCCUAGAUGUAGACUCCUCCCAUCAUUUUUUAUCCAAGAACGGCAUACACUUCUUACACAGGGGUCAUUGUACAGUAUCGCUACAAGAUAGAGGAACCUGCGGCGUGGAACCUAACAUUAAUGCAUUGCAAACAGGUCGAGGGGAUUGGGUCUGUUAGUUUGCUAUCAAUGUCAAACUGAACAGUCACUUUGUCGGGAAGUUAUGA
Gaeumannomyces tritici R3-111a-1 is the source of this 2642-nucleotide messenger RNA. RefSeq lists its product as hypothetical. The record is from RefSeq and is a predicted model, not a curated record. Lineage: Eukaryota; Fungi; Ascomycota; Sordariomycetes; Magnaporthales; Magnaporthaceae. The transcript is spliced from 4 exons. Gene Ontology annotation, molecular function: threonine synthase activity. Gene Ontology annotation, biological process: L-threonine biosynthetic process. Bases 739 to 2409 code for a protein of 556 amino acids.